Molecule: messenger RNA, 1016 nt
Organism: Pseudoliparis swirei
Lineage: Eukaryota; Metazoa; Chordata; Actinopteri; Perciformes; Liparidae
Gene: psme2
Product: proteasome activator subunit 2
Exons: 11
Coding region: 177-917 (246 amino acids)
Biological process (GO): regulation of proteasomal protein catabolic process; regulation of G1/S transition of mitotic cell cycle; positive regulation of endopeptidase activity
Cellular component (GO): cytoplasm; nucleoplasm; proteasome activator complex
Molecular function (GO): endopeptidase activator activity
Source: RefSeq, a predicted model, not a curated record
AGAAAACUUGACGAGGAAAUAAAUAAACCGUAAAAGAGUGCUCUCCCUCCCUCGUGCCGUGCUCUCGCGCGCCCGAACAACUCAACUCCCUCCCGGCUUCAUUUUAACGUGUUUAUUUGUGUAUUUGUGUAUUUGUUUGUUUGUUUGGAGGUCUGGACCGGCAGAGUCCGCGCAUCAUGUCGAAAACGUCCAGCCUGAAGAUCCGCCGAGCGGACGCGGGGAAGGUGGAAGACUUCCGCCAGACUCUGUAUCACGAGGCAGAGAAUCUGUUUUCCAGCUUAAUCCCCAAGAGGAUUGAACAUCUGGACGCUCUGCUGAAGGACGGUGCCUUCAGUGUGACGGACAUGUCCUCGCUCAAGGCUCCCCUGGACAUCCCCAUACCAGACGCCCCCUCCCCCGAGGAUGAGGAAAUGGAGACGGACAAGAGCGAAGAGGAGAAGAAGAAGAAGAAGAAGAAAGCUCCACAGUGUGGCUACAUCGAGGGAAACCAGAAGAUCGUGGCGCUGCUGCAGAAGGUGAAGCCGGAGAUCGUGGCCCUCAGGGAGACCGUCCUCACGGUCUCCUGCUGGGUUCAGCUGCUCGUCCCCAAAAUAGAAGAUGGAAACGACUUCGGGGUCGCCGUCCAGGAGAAAAUCUUGGAGCGAAUCGUUGCCGUGAGAACCAGAGUGGACGGCCUUCAGAACAACAUCAACAGGUACUUCACCGAGAGAGGAGACGCCGUCGGGAAGGCUUCCAAAGAGACUCACGUGAUGGACUACCGCUCGCUGGUCCACGAGAAGGACCAGUCCAUGUUCUCUGAGAUCCGGAUCAUGCUUCUCGACAUUCGCGGUUUCCACGCCGAGCUCUAUGACAUCAUCAGCAAGAACCUGGACAAGGUGACCAAUCCAAAGGGAGAGGAGAAGCCCUCCAUGUACUGAAGCUGGGGGGGGGGGGGUCUGUUUAUGAUGACUCUACAUUUAUGUUGUUCAUCUCUUGAGUUCAAAACAAUAAUAAAGAAAAGUCUUGUUCUGCCAGCU